GCGGCCGGCGUGCGUGCGUGCGUGCGCUCGCGCCCGGGCCCAGGCCUGGCGCGGGAGGCGGAGGCGGGCGGCGGCGGCGCCUGCGCGGUCGGGCUCGGUCGACGGUUCGCAGGGGAGGAGGAGGAGGCGGCGGGAGGCGGAGGAGGCGGCGGCGGUGAUGGAGGUGAAGCGGCUGAAAGUGACCGAGCUGCGGUCGGAGCUGCAGCGGCGGGGCCUGGACUCGCGCGGCCUCAAGGUGGAUCUGGCGCAGCGGCUGCAGGAGGCGCUGGACGCCGAGAUGCUCGAGGACGAGGCCGGCGGUGUCGGGGCCGGGCCCGGCGGGGCCUGCAAGGCGGAGCCUCGGCCUGUGGCCGCGUCGGGCGGCGGCCCGGGCGGGGACGAGGAGGACGACGAAGAAGAGGAGGAGGAGGAGGACGAGGAGGCGCUGCUUGAGGACGAAGACGAAGAGUCACCCCCUGCUCAGGCCGCGCAGCCGCCUCCAGAGCCUCCGGAGGCGGCAGCCAUGGAGCCCGAGGCCGAGCCCGAUGCUCCCGAAAAGGCGACGGAGGCAGCCGCCGCCGGCUCAGGGGGGGUCAAUGGUGGCGAAGAGCAGGGUCCCGGCAAAGGGGAGGAAGACGAGCCCGAGGAGCGCAGCGGGGACGAGGCGCCCGGCGACAAGGCCGCGGAGGAGCCGGGAGAUGAACAAGAUAGUGAAAAGUCAAAACCAGCAGGCUCAGAUGGUGAGCGGCGGGGGGUAAAGAGACAGCGGGAUGAGAAGGAUGAACAUGGCCGAGCUUACUAUGAAUUCCGAGAGGAGGCUUACCACAGCCGCUCAAAGUCUCCACCACCCCCCGAAGAAGAGGCCAAAGAUGAGGAGGAGGAUCAGACUGUUGUGAAUCUGGACACGUAUACCUCUGAUCUCCAUUUCCAAGUGAGCAAAGACCGCUAUGGGGGACAGCCACUUUUCUCAGAGAAGUUCCCCACCCUUUGGUCUGGGGCAAGGAGUACUUACGGAGUAACUAAAGGAAAAGUCUGCUUCGAGGCCAAGGUGACCCAGAAUCUCCCAAUGAAAGAAGGCUGCACAGAAGUUUCUCUCCUUCGAGUUGGGUGGUCUGUUGAUUUUUCCCGUCCACAGCUCGGUGAAGAUGAAUUUUCUUAUGGGUUUGAUGGACGAGGACUAAAGGCAGAGAACGGACAGUUUGAGGAGUUUGGCCAGACUUUUGGAGAGAAUGAUGUCAUUGGCUGUUUCGCGAAUUUUGAGAGUGAAGAAAUAGAACUUUCCUUCUCCAAGAAUGGAGAAAAUCUUGGUGUGGCAUUCCGGAUCAGCAAGGAGUCCCUGGCAGACCGGGCGCUUCUACCCCAUGUCCUCUGCAAAAAUUGUGUUGUAGAAUUAAACUUUGGUCAGAAGGAGGCGCCUUUCUUCCCACUGCCAGAAGAGUUUGUGUUCAUCCACGCUGUGCCUGUUGAAGAGCGCGUGCGCACUGCGGUCCCUCCCAAGACCAUAGAGGAGUGUGAGGUGAUUCUGAUGGUGGGACUUCCUGGCUCUGGAAAGACUCAGUGGGCACUGAACUACGCGAAAGAAAAUCCUGAGAAAAGAUACAAUGUCCUGGGGGCUGAGACUGUGCUCAAUCAGAUGAGGAUGAAGGGGCCCGAGGAGCCAGAGAUGGACCCCAAAAGCCGAGAUCUGUUAGUUCAGCAAGCCUCCCAGUGCCUUAGUAAACUGGUCCAGAUUGCUUCCCGGACAAAGAGGAACUUCAUCCUUGAUCAGUGUAAUGUGUACAACUCGGGCCAGCGGCGGAAACUCCUCCUGUUCAAGACCUUCUCUCGGAAGGCAGUGGUAGUGGUCCCGAAGGAGGAGGACUGGAAGAAGAGGCUGGAGCUGAGGAAGGAGGUGGAAGGGGACGAUGUGCCUGAGUCCAUAAUGCUGGAGAUGAAAGCCAACUACUCGCUGCCUGAAAAAUGCGACUACCUGGAUGAAGUGACCUACGGGGAGCUGGAGAAGGAGGAAGCCCAGCCCAUUGUCACCAAGUACCGGGAAGAGGCCCGGAAGCAGCUGCCCCCCUCUGAGAAGCGGACUAACCGCCGCAACAACCGCAACAAGCGCAACCGGCAGAACCGAAGCCGGGGCCAAGGCUACGUGGGCGGGCAGCGCCGAGGCUACGACAACCGGGCCUACGGGCAGCAGUACUGGGGGCAGUCUGGAAACAGAGGGGGUUACCGUAACUUCUAUGAUCGAUACCGGGGAGACUAUGAUCGAUUCUAUGGGCGAGAUUAUGAGUACAACAGAUACAGGGACUAUUACAGACAGUACAACCGGGAUUGGCAGAAUUACUACUACCACCACCCCCAGGACAGAGACCGAUACUACAGGAACUACUACGGUGGUUACCAGGGGUAUCGGUGAAGCCCCUGCUGUUGACGCCAGUCAGCCAUGAAGCUGAAUCUGGGGGUGCCAGCACCCCCCCAAAACACAACCAAGGAAAACAGGGGCUGUCGGGGUGGGGCUGAGCUGCCAGGGAGGGAUGGUGGGGGGAGGGUACGCAAGCAGGGGUGGGGGAGGGGGGUGGAAACAAACCACAAAACUGUACAUUUUUUUUAAAGUUUGUUGAAAAGAAUAUUGUCUUAUUCUAUAAAACAUUUCAAACCUAGGUAGAUAUUUGUAAUCGAAAAAAAAAUUUACUGAAAAAGCAGCACUUAGGGCUGCCUGUUCUGUACCCUGCAGUUGGACAGGAAAAGAACUGAAAAUGUCACCCUUCUGAUAGACUUAAGGUAGCUGAACUGGCAGCCAAGUAACGGCAAAUGGGGAGGAUGGGAAGGCAGCGUGGGGAUUCUCUCCAAGCAGGAAGCAGCAGGCAGGAAUGGGCACAGAGUGAGCUUGUGACCAGGCAGUGGAAAUAAACUAUUGGCUCUUAUCAAUCACUUGCACCAACUAACCGUUUGUAUUUUCUUUACCGACCUUUCCCUCUUGGGAUAAUUGGUCUGGUGGGCUGGGAGGCCAGCAUGUCCCAAUCACCGCUUGGCUGUGCCUUCCUGUUGUUUGGCCAAGGCAUGGAGACUGCCAGUGAAUGGUUCUGUUGUAUGGGGUUCCCAAGCCACAGCAGCAUGGGGAAUAUUCUCAACUGCAGAGCAGACUAGCUUGCCCCCUCUGCGUACCCAUUCAUGAAGUCCCAUCAAGUCUUGGGCAGAAUGAGACUGCAGCAGUCAGCCUGAAGAUGGGGAUUAACCAGCCAGUCUCUGUCUUCCAGGGUUGAGAGAGGCACGGGGUCUCUGAAACCAUCUGUCCUCUUGGAGAAGGAGGUUUCUCAGGGUUUCAGCUCACACAGUAAAUGCAGCAGGAUAUGUAUAUAGGUGAAUCCUGUGGUGCGGGCUCUGGGGCCCAGGUGCUGAGAAUAGCAACUAUUUUAUACAGAAUGGAGGAUUCGCGCCCUGCUGGGUUUUUGAUACACAGGUAGGGAGUGAAUAGAAAAGGGGGGCGGGAUGGCAGCUCUGUGGCUGCUGAGGUGUGAUUAGAGUGGGCGUGAAUGUGUGCGUGUGUGUGUGUGUGUACGUGUGUGUGGAAGAGAGCACCUCUUCCACCUUGAAACAGGGCUCGGGUGCUUUCCCUGUGUGUCCCCAGAGGCUUCCAAGCCACAAGAUGGCCCCUGGGGGAGUCAUGUUUGUAACUUUACUAACCCCUUUCAAUUCUUGACAGCUGAAGAUUGCUGGAUUCAAGAAUAUGGGUGGGAUGUGGGAAUGCUUUUUCAGAUAUUUAGCUUCAGUUUUAAUCCAUUCUCCUGCUCAGCAUUGUGUCAGCCAGGAGCUUACUCGGCAGACACCACCUACUGUAGCACUAUCUAGCAAGAGAAAGCCCUGGGUUGCGACUAGAAAAAGCUUCGUUCGUUUCCUCCCCUUGGCAUCUCUGUGGAAGAUUUUGUGCAGAGAUUUGGUCUUGUCCCACUGUUACUGCCAUGCUGUGUGGUCCUCCAGGUGUGCACACCGCAUCCUGGCUCCCUGCUCCCCCUGCUCCUCAGCAUCAGGACACGCCCUUCUCUGUCUCUGGCCCCGGUCCUGUAGCAGGGGCUGGUGGAUGAGUUGGUGGUGCCAUCCAAAGGAUGUGUGUGCGACAGUGGGUCCAGUGACUGCAUGAACUUUCCUGUAACCCUCUAACUCCUUGUUAAGAGUUUGAGAAAACUUUGUUCUUAGCAUCUGGGCAAGGAGGUGAAAACUGGAGCCCUAAAAAACUCCCUUAGGGCAAGGUUAUUAUACAAAAGUUUGAAUUUGAGGCAGAGGCUGCCAUGCUUUUUUCAGAUGCUGAAGCCCUCCAGUGAAUAGCCUUUUCCUGGUGGUCAGACAGGGACAAAGCUUAAACUGCUUGGGGAUUCUGGGGGCGGGGUGGGGGGCUUUUUUACAUUGUUCUAGGUGGGUGAAGAGUGCAACUGCCACAUCCUGGUUUUUAAGAGAUCACGGGCAACAGCAGUGGAUGUCUGCUUUUGUUUCUGUCUGUCCAUUUUUAUUAUGAAAAUGCAAUGUUCAGGGGGUAUAUGUGGAUUAUGGCAACAGUCCUUAGAAGACUUGUUUAGUGUUUUAUCAGACGUCUGUUGUAGUUGUUUUAGAUGAAAAGCUUGUCAGAAACACCACGUGGAGCCUGUCAAUGUUUUUGCACAACCUGUAAAGCAUUCUUGGAAGUGGCCAGUAAAAAAGGGUUUUACCAUUAAAAAGAAAUGUAACUGUGUCAUUGCUUAUAUCUGUAACUUUCUCCUCCCCUGUUCUCAUUACAACAUUCUGGCAAAAAUGUAGGCACCACAGUGUCCAGUUUUAGAAUAAAUCGCCAUUUGGACUGAA
Molecule: messenger RNA, 4800 nt
Organism: Ochotona curzoniae (black-lipped pika)
Lineage: Eukaryota; Metazoa; Chordata; Mammalia; Lagomorpha; Ochotonidae
Gene: HNRNPUL2
Product: heterogeneous nuclear ribonucleoprotein U like 2
Exons: 15
Coding region: 158-2383 (741 amino acids)
Cellular component (GO): membrane
Molecular function (GO): protein binding
Source: RefSeq, a predicted model, not a curated record